AUGAGGAAACUUUCAGAUAAAUCCAGAAUGUCCAGAAUGCAGCUUCUCUACAAUAGGCAAGUCCAGGAAAACGAAGAAAUAGAGCAGCCUGUGCAGAAUGGAGAGGAAGACCGCCCUUUGGGAGGGGGCAAAAGCCACCAGCCAGCAGGAAAUAAUAGACAGGGACAGGCUCGCCAACUUGCCCCUAAUUUCCGAUGGGCCAUACCCAAGAGGCAGGUCAGCGAUGGGAUGGGUGGAGAUGGAGAUGAUAUGGAAAUGUUCAUGGAGGAGAUGAGAGAAAUCAGGAGAAAACUUAGGGAGCUGCAGUUGAGGAACUGUCUGUGUAUCCUUAGGGGGGAGCUCUCUAAUCACCAUGACCAUCAUGAUGAAUUCUGCCUUAUGCCUUGACUCCUGCCAUUUUCCACGAGAUUAAUACUGUGAUUCCCACUGUCAUUCUCCUUUUCCUUGCAUUUUCCUGAUAGGCCUUUACUGAUCCAUUUGCUGUGAACCUUAUGUAAUUUCCAUGUGUCAGGUGGG
This is a messenger RNA of Balaenoptera acutorostrata (minke whale), 516 nucleotides long. Its product is annotated as protein BEX3-like. The coding region runs from base 1 to 387 and encodes 128 amino acids. The transcript is spliced from 2 exons. Gene Ontology annotation, biological process: signal transduction. Lineage: Eukaryota; Metazoa; Chordata; Mammalia; Artiodactyla; Balaenopteridae. The record is from RefSeq and is a predicted model, not a curated record. Gene Ontology annotation, molecular function: signaling receptor binding. Gene Ontology annotation, cellular component: cytosol; cytoplasm.